AUGCUCCUCUUGUGGGACAAGAUCGGCUCUCUGCCCAAGGAUCCGGACCACGCCGCACACAGAUUACUGGAGUCGGCACCCGUUAUCGAUGGACACAUCGAUCUCCCCGAGUUUGCUCGCUCCGUCUAUGGUAAUAAUAUCUCAGCGUUCGACCUCCACCAACCGACACUCGGACAUGUCGACAUCCCUCGUCUCAGAGAGGGGCAGGUAGGUGGGUUCUUCUGGUCAGUCUAUGCUGCGUGUCCUGCGCACGCUGGCUUGGAUGAUGGGGAAGAUUUUCUCAACGCCACAUGGCGUGUACGAGACACUCUCGAACAGAUUGAUGUAGCGAAACUGCUGAUCAAUCGAUAUUCCGACACGUUCGAACUGUCCUUAACCUCCAUAGAUGUGAAGAAUGCCAUCAGACGAGGCAAAAUUGCCGGCAUGCUCGGUGUAGAGGGUGCGCACCAACUUGGCAACUCACUCGCAGUCCUGCGACAGUAUUACGAGCUGGGUGUCCGCUAUGUUACUCUGACGCACAUGUGCAAUAAUGCCUUUGCGGACUCGGGCGGAUACCUGCAGUCGCUAGAGCCGAAGUGGGGCGGCUUGAGUCCGCUCGGAUAUGCGCUCGUCGAGGAGAUGAACCGACUGGGUAUGCUUGUCGAUCUCAGCCACACAUCUGACGAUACGGCCAGACAAGCGCUCAAGCACACUAAGGCUCCUGUGAUAUGGUCCCACUCGUCGUCUCGUGCUGUCUAUGAUGUUGCGAGAAACGUGCCUGAUGACGUCCUAGAGAUGAUUGGAAUGUCAGAAGACAAGGUCGAUGCGGUCGUCAUGGUCAACUUCGCACCUCAGUUCGUCGCUAAAGAUGGAGAGGCGGACGUCGGUGCCGUUGCUGACCACGUUGAGCACAUCGCCAAUAUCUCCGGCAAGGCUCAUGUGGGUCUCGGUAGUGACUACGAUGGUAUCUCUACCGUCCCCGUCGGACUUGAAGAUGUGUCGAAAUAUCCUGCUCUGGUUGCCGAGCUCUACAGGCGUGGAUGGAACCGUUUUGACCUUGCAGGGCUCACUGGCCAGAACCUGCUACGCGUGAUGGCAAACGUGGAGCGGGUCGCGGCAGACCUUCAGGCGGACGGCGCGCAGCCAUCCAUGGAGAUCUAUGAAAAGAGGACGGACUUGCCGAGGCACCCCUCUGAGCUAUGA
Laetiporus sulphureus 93-53 is the source of this 1182-nucleotide messenger RNA. RefSeq lists its product as uncharacterized. The record is from RefSeq and is a predicted model, not a curated record. The transcript is spliced from 11 exons. Gene Ontology annotation, biological process: proteolysis. The coding region runs from base 1 to 1182 and encodes 393 amino acids. Lineage: Eukaryota; Fungi; Basidiomycota; Agaricomycetes; Polyporales; Laetiporaceae. Gene Ontology annotation, molecular function: metallodipeptidase activity.